Molecule: messenger RNA, 1937 nt
Organism: Pseudonaja textilis
Lineage: Eukaryota; Metazoa; Chordata; Lepidosauria; Squamata; Elapidae
Gene: NAIF1
Product: nuclear apoptosis inducing factor 1
Cellular component (GO): nucleus
Source: RefSeq, a predicted model, not a curated record
UACUGAGGCUUCUUUUUUCUCCUUCCUGAGAUGUUAAACUGAACAGGAAAUUAUAUGAAUUGCUUUCACUUCUCCCUCUCUCCCCCAAAAUGUACCUUUGCAAUUGAAACCCCCAUAUUUUCCUCAUUCCCCUCCCCUCAAAAAUUGAAAUUAUUGCGAUUUGGGGGAGGAGGGGGCUGCCUUCCUCAGGAAUUAAAUUAGAAAUGAAUGUAUAUUUGUUACGCGGCUACUCAAUCCUUUAAAGGGCCAUUUUCCCACUCCUACCCACCCCCCAAAUUGAAUUUACAGGUGUAUAACUAGAAAAUCCAUUCCUUAAUUUCAUGCUUUAAAAAUGACUGGGGUUGGCCUUACCGCUAUUUAUUUUUUUAUUCCCUUUUAUCCCCCUUCCCAAAGUCUACCUCAGGGUCAUCACAGUUUCCAUGUAGCCCCCUAUUUCAGAGACACCCCCCCCCCAAAAAAAAAGAAAUAUCCCAUUGGGAGAAUCCUAUAUUCCCAUCUGCUUUAGAAAUGGUCCAAUUUCAAAAUGCCAUCCUAAACUAAACCUCGACCAUCCUUCUCCUGACUCCCUUUUGAAACAACCCUUAACUCUGAUUUCUGGACUUCCAAGUCCAGAAAUGCUAAAUGAGAUGCUCUCCUAGGCUCAGUCCCCGGGCUUUGUCUCCAGACCCCCUUGAUCUGGCUUGUCUUCAUCCUUGGGCCUUCCUAUGGCCAUGUCGUCCCCUCCGGCCCCACCAGCUAAAAAACGGAAGAUGAACUUCUCGGAACGGGAGGUGGAGAUCAUCGUAGAAGAACUGGAGCGGAGCAAGCACCUGCUCAUCAACCACUUCAACGCGGGCGUGCCGCUGACCGUCAAGGCCGCCGCUUGGCACAACAUCCUGCGACGGGUCAACGCAGUAGCGACGUGCCACCGGGAGCUGCCGGAAGUGAAGAAGAAGUGGUCGGACCUCAAGACGGAGGUACGGCGCAAAGUCGCCCAAGUCAGAGCCGCCGUAGAAGAUGGUGGCAAUGACCAGGAAGGAGGCGGGGAAGGCCAGGAGGCUGAAGAAGACGCAACAGGGACCUCUGCUACCCCAGUGAUUCUCACCCCCAUGCAACAGCGCAUCUGUAACCUUCUGGGAGAAGCCACCAUCAUUAGCUUGCCCGCAGGAAGCUGCACCGGCACCCAUACGUCAGAAAUACCCAUUACAGCUGCCACAACCACCGUCGCCCUUACACAGAUUCCGGCCGAGAUGACAUACCACAGCCUGGAAGAGGGGGUGGUCGAGUACUGCACCACCGAAGCCCCCACCACCGUCACCGCCGAAGCCCCCUUAGAGAUGAUCACCCAGCAGGCCGAGGUGUCAGCCAAGCCCCAGGAACUGAAGAACAGAAUCGCUCUGAACUCCGCCAAGCUCCUGCAGGAACAGCGAGUGACCAACCUACACGUCAAAGAGAUCGCCCAGCACCUGGAGCAGCAGAACGACCUGCUGCAGAAGAUCCGCCAUUCCCAGGAGGUGCAGGCCUGCGCGCAGGAACGCCAGGCCCAAGCCAUGGAAGGCAUGCAGGCCGCUCUCAACGCCCUCAUCCAGAUCGUGCACCCCGUGAUUAAGGACUUCCGGAGGUUUUUACAGAGCAACACUCCUGUUACUCCUUCGGGGACCACUGAUCCGGCCCAAGCGACUCAGAAUGGACAGGAUAGCCUCAUACAAUGAAAUUUGGGUGGUAGUGAGGGAAUCUUCUAAACCCAAACUCGGCCCAGAAAGAAGCGAUGGGCAUCAUAUUUUGUGCCAGCCAACGGGUUCAGAAGCCAAAAAACCCACUCUGGAUUACUUACCCAGCUCAGCUCAUGUCCUUUUUUUAAAAAAAAUAUGGUUAUGCAGUUCCUUGACUCUGCUAGGAAUAAACCAUAACUUUAAAUGUUCGGUUUUAAAGGAAAAGAUUGGCAAAUACAUUUUUAU